Molecule: messenger RNA, 852 nt
Organism: Cervus elaphus (red deer)
Lineage: Eukaryota; Metazoa; Chordata; Mammalia; Artiodactyla; Cervidae
Product: calcium-binding and coiled-coil domain-containing protein 2-like
Exons: 1
Coding region: 1-852 (283 amino acids)
Biological process (GO): xenophagy; positive regulation of autophagosome maturation
Cellular component (GO): autophagosome; PML body
Source: RefSeq, a predicted model, not a curated record
AUGGAAGAGACAGUAGAAGAUCCCCCCACAUCAGCUGUCUUGCUGGACCACUGUCAUUUCUCUCAGGUCAUCUUUAACAGUGUGGAGAAGUUCUACAUCCCUGGGGGGGACAUCACGUGCUAUUACACCCUCACGCAACAUUUCAUUCCCCGUCGAAAGGAUUGGAUUGGCAUCUUUAGAGUUGGAUGGAAGACAACCCACGAGUACUACACCUUCAUGUGGGUUACUUUGCCCGUCGACCUAAACAGUGAAUCAGCCAAACAGCAGGAAGUCCAGUUCAAAGCUUAUUACCUGCCCAAGGAUGACGAGUAUUACCAGUUCUGCUAUGUGGAUCAGGAUGGUGUGGUCCGGGGAGCAAGUAUCCCUUUCCAGUUCCGUCCAGAAAAUGAAGAGGACAUCCUGGUUGUUACCACUCAGGGUGAGGUGGAAGAAAUUGAGCAGCACAACAAGGAGCUUUGCAAAGAAAACCGGGAGCUGAAGGACAGCUGUGUCAGCCUCCAGAAGCAAAACUCAGACAUGCAGGCCACGCUCCAAAAGAAGCAGGAGGAGCUGGAAACCCUGAAAAGCAUCAAUAAGAAGUUGGAACAGACAAUGAAAGAACAGAAGGACUGUUGGGAGAUGGAGCUGCUUCAACUGAAAGAACAAAACCAGAAGAUGUCCUCAGAAAAUGAGAAGAUGGGAGUCAGGGUGGAUCAGCUUCAGGCUCAGCUGUCAAAUCAAGGGAAAGAAAUGGAGAAGCUUGUUCAGGGAGUUCAAGAUAAGACGGAGCAGCUGGAGCACCUGCAAGAGGAAAAUGGCCAGCUCUUUCUCAGUUUAACUGAGCAGAGGGAGCACCAGAAGAAGCUCGAGUAG